UUUAAAGUAUCAAAAUAAGGAAACACAUCAAAGAACAGGAUCAAAACCGAAAACAAACUAUUGGAAAUUGAAUUUUGAUGCAAUCAAAUUUUUUGUUAAUUUCAGGGGGAUCUUUAUUUAGCGGCCCCGUUUAUUCAAUGAACCCACUGAUAGUCUACGGUGAUCGCGGAAGGGUUUUAGGUAAAAGACGCACGCGCAGGCGAUGGCAAAGGCCAAAAGAGUCGACCCACUUGUCGUUUUCAUUGAUAUACCAAGUUGUUUUGCGUCGGUCGACGGUUGACGAUGCUUUAUAUGGAGACUGUUCUUAAGAUACCGGAACUUCCAUCGGCCAGUUCCAUUUUGAUUCUGCGAUCAAUCUCUACAUUUUAUUUUGUCUCUUGGAAAAUCAAAUCUGUUGACAUUGUGAACUCUGGUGUUUUGCUUCUGGACAUUUUGGACCAUUUGAUGUGGAUUUAAAAUUUAAAAAAAAUUAAAACAGUUGCCUCAAAGAAAAACAGAUGGUCAUUCGCGCUUGACGUUCUCUUCGUGGACAAAUUAAAUGACGCCUUCAAUAACUUUGUUCUCGUCUGAUGUUGCUUCAUUUACAAGCUGCUCCGGAACCGCUGACGGCUAAUGACAGGUGAGACGUUGGCCCCGCCCCGGAAGCUUAUCAGAAAAAUAUAAAAAAAUAAAAAAAGAAGAGACUAGUGUCAUCAGACAUUGUGACAAAUAAAGAAAGCCAGAAGAAGAAAACUAAUAAUGCCACAUUACCACCGGUCUUCCUUCCGGACGUUUAUCCUAAUGAUGAUGGCGCUGACGUUGCUGGUCAUUGGCCGACUUCAUGCGACGUCAAACUCGAGACCCCCGUUCAAUUUCACUUGGCCAACGAAAAAAGCGUCUGAAGUGGAAGGUGAUCUCAUCCUCGGUGGUCUCAUGAUGAUCCACGAAAGACAAGAUGACAUCACCUGCGGACCUGUCAUGCCGCAAGGUGGCAUUCAGGCUUUGGAGACGAUGUUGUUCACCAUCGAUCAAAUCAAUCCGAUCCUGUCCAGCACGGUCGGUUUCACUAUCGGAGCUCACAUCUUGGACGAUUGCGACAAGGACACGUACGGACUGGAACAGGCCGUCGCAUUCGUCAAAGGUUCUAUAAGUAAUAUCGACGACACAGAUUACAAAUGUCUGGACGGGACAGUACCGGAUGUGAGGAAUAAAGUCAUCUCUGGUGUUGUGGGCGCCUCGUCUUCGGUGACCUCAAUCCAGGUGGCAAAUCUUUUGCGACUCUUUAGGAUCCCCCAGGUUUCCUUCUUCUCGUCGAGUCCCGAACUGAGUAACAAGCAACGCUUUGAAUAUUUCACGCGGACAAUUCCGUCCGACCAUCACCAAGUGAUGGCCAUCGUCCAGAUGAUUCGUUUCCUCAAAUGGACCUACAUUUCCAUCCUCUACGAAGAAUCCACGUAUGGUAUCAAGGCAUUUGAGGAGCUGGAAGUGCUGCUGGCCAAGAACAACAUUUGUAUCGCUGUCAAGGAGAGGUUGGUGAAGGAUUCGGGCGUGGCCGGCGAAGCGGCCUACAAUGGCAUCGUUCACAAGUUGAACUCGAAACCGAAAGCGAAAGGUGUCAUCAUUUUCGGGUCGGAUCAGGAAGUGUCGGAAGUGAUGCGAGCCGUUCGACGCAACAAUCUGACGGCCAAUUUCAGCUGGAUAGGAUCUGAUGGAUGGGCUGGCCGGCUGCUCGUCUCCGAAGGCAACGAACCAGAAGUCGAAGGCACUUUGGCUUUUCUUCCGCAAGCCCAUCCCGUUAGGGGAUUCGAUAAUUACUUUCUUUCGCUCACGCCACUCAACAACAAGCGCAAUCCCUGGUUCAUUGAAUUCUGGGAAAAUCAUUUCCAAUGUCGGUACCCGUCCAGUCCACCAACUCCUUACAACCAGAAUUGGCAGAGGACGUGCACGGGUCGAGAAAAACUCAGCCCUGAAGGGACCGAAUUCGAGCGACAAUUGCAAUACGUCUCCGACGCUGUCAUGGCUUUCGCCAAUGCUUUCAAGGACAUGCAUCAGACGGUUUGCAAAGGCCAACGAGGACUGUGCAAAGAAAUGGUGCCUAUCGAUGGAAGUGAAUUGCUCAAGUACCUGAGACGAGUUGAAUUCACAGGAUUGAGUGGUGAUCGUUUCCAAUUUGACGAUUAUGGCGACGGCCCUGCCCGCUACGAUUUAAUUCAUUUCAAGCAAGUCUCGACCGGUCGAUAUCGAUGGCUGCCAGUUGGCGAGUACCACUCGGGACAACUAAAACUCGAUGAGAACGAGCUUCUAUUCCGCGGAGAUCAGGUGAUGCCACCGGAAUCUAUUUGCAGUCGGCCGUGCAACGGGUCACAAGCGAAAAAGUAUGUGGAAGGAGAGGGAUGUUGUUGGACGUGCAUCGAAUGCGUCCUCUAUCAGAUCCGGAAUCCGGAUGACGAAACGCAAUGCUCAGCUUGUCCGCAAGGCACUCUACCCAAUGCGGAACGGAGUCAAUGUCUAUCCAUUCCUGAGGUUUACCUUCGCCCGGACACCGGAUGGGCCAUUGGAGCCAUGUCAUUUUCGACGAUCGGCAUCCUACUCACCUUUGCAGUUUUAGGUGUGUUUUUGCAACACAAUGACACGCCAGUGGUGAGAGCAUCUGGACGAGAAUUGAGUUACGUCCUGCUCAGUGGCAUCCUUCUCUGUUACAUGGUAUCCUUCCUGUUUGUCCUGCGACCAACGGACAUUGUUUGCGGAGUCCAGCAGACGGCCAUUGGCCUUUGUUUCAGCGUCGUUUACGCCGCAUUGUUUACCAAAACAAAUCGAAUCGCCCGCAUCUUCCGCGGUGGCAAGAAAUCCGCAGGACGACCGGGACUCAUCUCACCCAAAUCGCAAUUGGUCAUCUGUGGUGGCCUGGUCACUGUCCAAGGACUCAUUUUGCUGGCGUGGCUGUGGAUUUCACCGUCGGUGGCUAAACACGUUCAUCCGACACGUGAAGACAAUUUGCUCGUGUGUUCCUCAUUCACCGACGCUUCUUACAUGAUGGGGUUUGCAUAUCCGAUCCUUUUGAUUCUUCUGUGCACCGUUUACGCGGUGGUGACUCGCAAAAUUCCAGCCGCUUUCAACGAGUCAAAGUACAUUGGGUUCACAAUGUACACAACUUGCGUCAUCUGGCUGGCCUUUGUGCCCAUCUACUUCAGUACGGCGAGCCAUUUGCCGCUAAGGAUCACGAGUAUGAGCGUCACUAUCAGUCUGAGCGCCACCGUCACGCUGGCCUGCCUCUUUUCUCCCAAACUUUACAUCAUCAUUUUCCACCCGGAACGCAACGUCCGACAAGCUUUGACUAUGCCGACGUCCAAAUCAUCGGUUCACCACAAAAACUCGAACCAGUCUUCAAACAACGGCCAUUUGCUGAAUGGUGCGAGUAAAACGACAGAAUCGGUGAAGGGGCUGAUGGCAUCGUCUGCUGUCCACCAACCGUCGCCGACGGCUUCGAUGUCUUCGUCGACGACGCCGCAACAGCAGAUGACAUUUCCCGAAGCUCAUCUGCAGACGGAAGUUGUUCCAGGCCAGCAGUACGACGGUGACCUUACUGUCAAAGUGAUGACCAAUAGCGGCACGAUUUCCGUUUCUCGAAUUCAUUUGACGGACAAGAUUCAUCACUCUGCUAUGAACGAUAGAAAUCAUCACCAAACACCUUUUCGACAUGUUUCCCUAUAGAAAAAUGAUUUCAACAGGAGAAGACAAAAAAAAAAAGGCCGUGUGUGAGUAUU
Messenger RNA from Daphnia magna, 3743 nucleotides. Its product is annotated as metabotropic glutamate receptor 2. Gene Ontology annotation, molecular function: adenylate cyclase inhibiting G protein-coupled glutamate receptor activity. Gene Ontology annotation, cellular component: membrane. NCBI's taxonomy places the organism in Eukaryota, Metazoa, Arthropoda, Branchiopoda, Diplostraca, Daphniidae. The record is from RefSeq and is a predicted model, not a curated record. Gene Ontology annotation, biological process: G protein-coupled receptor signaling pathway. The transcript has 18 exons. The coding region runs from base 739 to 3690 and encodes 983 amino acids.